Messenger RNA from Lodderomyces orthopsilosis Co 90-125, 960 nucleotides. RefSeq names its product Chs7p (gene CHS7). Gene Ontology annotation, cellular component: endoplasmic reticulum membrane. Gene Ontology annotation, biological process: protein folding. Bases 1 to 960 code for a protein of 319 amino acids. The transcript has a single exon. The record is from RefSeq and is a predicted model, not a curated record. Lineage: Eukaryota; Fungi; Ascomycota; Pichiomycetes; Serinales; Debaryomycetaceae.
AUGUCAUUCGGCUCAUUUGAUCAUAUAUGCAACAAGACCUCGCUACCUUUAUGUUCAGUAGUUGGAGCAGUCAACCAAUCAUCCCAUUUUCAACGCGGUAUCGUGCCCCAAUGUUAUGCCCGUAGUGUUGAGUUGGCCAACACGAUGAUUUUCCAAAUUGGUAACGCUUUUGUUCAUUUUGGUGGAUUAAUCAUCAUAUUAAUCAUUAUUUUCAAUAUGAGGGCGAAAUAUACUGCGAUAGGACGAGCUGAAAUGUUGAAUUUAAUGUAUUUGUUAAUUGGAUUGAUUGUCUCUAGUUUAAUUGUUGAUUGCGGAGUUGCGCCACCUAGUUCUGCAACAUAUGCUUAUUUUGUCAGUUUGCAAAUUGGUGUUGCUAGUGGUGUUGUUGUAUGUUUAUUGUAUAAUGGAUUAUUGUGUUUUCAAUUUUGGGAAGAUGGGACAAGAAAAUCAUUAUUUAUUAUGAGACUGGUUGUUGUUAUUUGGUUUGCUAUUAAUUUCAUUAUAUGUUUGAUUACGUUUAAACAUUGGGACACUGCAUUGGAUUUCCGCAAGACAACAACUAUGUUUGUUGUAUCAUACGUCUUGAAUGCCAUACUCCUUGCUACAUAUGUUGUUUCACAAAUAAUCCUUGUGUUUUUUGCUUUGAAAUCAUGGUGGGCCAUGGGAGCUAUCCUUCUAGGAUGUUUCUUUUUCAUUGCCGGACAAAUCCUAACUUAUGUAUUUUCAAUGCAAAUAUGCCAAGGUGCUUCACACUAUAUUGAUGGGUUAUUUUUUGGUAGUUUAUGUAAUGUGUUUACCAUCAUGAUGAUUUACAAGUAUUGGGAUAUGAUUACCGAUGAUGAUUUGGAAUUUAGUGUUGCUAAUGUUGAGCAAGUUGUUAAUGAAUUUGGUCCUAAUAGCAAUGGGGGCGUUGGUGUGCUUUAUGAUGAUGAGAAAAGAGCAUCUAGUGUUUUCUAUUGA